GAUGGGCCCAAAACAUUUAACCUUACAUGUCCGUGGUAACCAUAUGAGGGAGUCAUUUUGAUCGUGAUCGUGUUGGUGCUGCCGAGUAGGGUGUGACAACAUGUAUUUCUCUCUUCAACUCAAUUUUUAGGGUUUCAUUUCAUUCAAAUUUCUUUAUCAUCAGCCCCAGCAGAUUAGAUUAGAGUGUAUCACUAUGGAAAUAACAAACUCCAAUGCCUCCGAUGAUCCAAUUCCGCCGGAAAACCAACCCGACGCCGGCGCCAAAAUAGGACAAUCCGUCAACAAACUCAACGAAUUGUCCAUUUUCAUACAAGCUUUCAAAAACAGGUAUGACGAACUGCAAAAGCAUCUUGAUUUCAUCGACCAAGCCAUCUCCACAAGGACCACUGAACUCGAAGCCCUAGGCACCACCACCGCUAAUGCAGUCAUUGUUCAACCGGAAUCGAAAUCGGAAUCAAACACCGAUGACAAAGAAUCCGAACAACAACAACAACAACAACCGGAAGAAGAAGAGCCAGAAGAGGAAAAAGAGCCAGUAGAGGAAAAAGAGCCAGAAGAGGAAAAACCAAAAGAAGAGGAAAAACACGAAGAAAAAGAAGAGGGCGAUGAGUUUCUCUUGCUUUGCAAAACGAUGAAUAGCCGUGGUUUGCGUAGGUAUAUACUCACGCAUCUAUCUGAAACGGCGUUGCUCAAGGAACAAAUCCGCGCGGCUCUGAAAUUCGCGCAGAACCCGGCGAAAUUGGUGUUUGAAUGUAUUGGAAGAUUUUACCUCCAGGGAAGCAAAGCCUAUACCGUAAACUCGCCGAUGAUUACUGCAAGGCGAGCUUCGGUUUUGGUUUUGGAAUACUAUCUGAUAUCAUCUGGUUGUGUUGUAAGUGAAGCAGAAAUGGAUCGUUCACUGAAGCAAGAAGCUGAAGCUGCAGCUGUUGCAUGGAGGAAGAGACUCAUUGUUGAAGGUGGUGUGGGUGCUGCCAGUGAAAUGGAUGCAAAGGGUUUGAUUCUUUUCCUUGCGUGCUUUGGGAUUCCUGGUAUUUUUAGGAAUGAGGAUAUAGCUAACUUGGUUCGUUUGAGUAAACCUUGGGAAAUCGCGCAUGCUCUUCGCAAUUCUAAAAGCCUUUUUGGCAGAGUUUCAGGUAUUGCAGAGGGAAUGAUGAAAAAGGGCAAGGUUGUUGAAGCUAUUGAAUUGGCUUAUACCUUUGGGUUUGAAGAGAAAUUUUCUCCCCAGACAGCACUAACUUCAUUUCUACAAAAGUCUAAUGAAGCUUGGAAAAAAGCAAAAGAAGCACGCGAUGAUCCUAGUUUGCUGAAGAAAACAAAUGAAAAAUACUUGGCUGCUUUGAAAUCUGUAAUCAACUGUUUGGAAGGUUUCAAGGUUGACAUUGCAAAACUUCUUCCUGAGUGGAAACUUAAGGAUACAAUUCUCCAACUGGAGAAAGAUAUUGGUGAUGUCGCUAAAAAAGUUGAAGACAAUUCAGUGUCCAAGAGAAAAUUGGAUAAAAGCAGUACUUCAAAGAAAGUGAAAGGCCCAGACACCAAACGAACAAGGUUCGAUGUGAGAGAUCCUUUUGUGGCAUCGCCUUCAGUCACUACCUUGCAAGGGCAAAGGAUUGCUAGUCUUAUUGAUGGUAAUAGCUCAUAUGAUAAUUCAUUAACUGCACAUUAUCUGGAGGGUAGAUCCUAUGGCUACCCAAAUCCUUAUUCCAUUGCAGCAUCUGCACAAAUUGGAUCUGUUUCAGGGUCGUUGCCCGAAGGUUAUAUUGGAAGAGGAGUGUCAAUUGACAAUGUUGGGGCAACGCCGAAUAUCAACAGCUCUCUGUAUAGUAGAUUGCAUAGUAUAGAUGAAGGAGUAUUAUCUUACAAUAGGUCAGUCGAGCAGAGUUUUGCAGGACAACCUUCAUUGGCACGGGCAAAUCAUUUAUAUGGGAGAGUAUCUGCAGAAGGUUAUCCAGAUUUGCCGGAUCAUCACUCUAUUGGUGCCCCUAGUCGCGGUGGAGGCUCUGAUUUGUAUAGUUUUGCUGAUUCUGUAUUCGAUUUGUAGUCAUUCCAGUGCAGCAAUACUCCAGUGGCCUCUGUAUGGAAGCUAACUCCAUCCCAAACGAUAGUCAGCUUGAAUUUUUUGUUGAUUUUAGUUGGAAUAGACAUAGGAUUGACACAUGCAGAUGACUAACUUGGUCAGCAGUUUUCAGCUGUAUCAUUUUAAUUAAGUUGCUAUAGGAUUGAACUCAAAUAUAAAUCACUUAUGUUAAAAUAGAUACCUCGUUAAAUUUGCAUAUGAUGCGGAAGGAAUUAUAGCGUGGCAUUUUCUGACU
Messenger RNA from Vicia villosa (hairy vetch), 2309 nucleotides. RefSeq names its product protein FRIGIDA. The coding region runs from base 194 to 2038 and encodes 614 amino acids. The record is from RefSeq and is a predicted model, not a curated record. The transcript is spliced from 3 exons. Lineage: Eukaryota; Viridiplantae; Streptophyta; Magnoliopsida; Fabales; Fabaceae.